Molecule: messenger RNA, 2438 nt
Organism: Vicia villosa (hairy vetch)
Lineage: Eukaryota; Viridiplantae; Streptophyta; Magnoliopsida; Fabales; Fabaceae
Product: U-box domain-containing protein 40-like
Exons: 1
Coding region: 373-1938 (521 amino acids)
Biological process (GO): protein ubiquitination
Cellular component (GO): cytoplasm; nucleus
Molecular function (GO): protein binding; ubiquitin-protein transferase activity
Source: RefSeq, a predicted model, not a curated record
GUUUAUAUUUUCCUAAAGCAAAAGAAUCAAUCAAAACUCUCCAAUAUCCCACAAACUUUCUUUCAACUCCAACACCAAAUCAUCAUUAUCUCUCACUUUUCUUUCCUCACUCAAUCAACAACCUAAAAGACCAAUACACUAACAUGCCCAUGCUCUCUCUCAACUCAUCUUUAUCUCCUUACAUCUUCAAAACUCUCUUGAACUCAAUAUCAUUGGAAUUCAAAGUUCUAACCUCUAAUUUCCAAUACCUCAAACAAUGGAAUCUCCAAUCUUCCUCAACCUCGCCUCUCUAAACAACAUGUUCUUCUUCACACUUACCCAAAACAAAAAACCCCAACUUUGUUAAGAUACAAAAACACAGACAAGUUUCACAUGGAGAUUCACAAAAACACAAACAAGAAAUGGGGAGGUUCCAAAAAGGAAUCAAAAUGGAAGAAGAUGAUUUUCUUCAACACUUCAAAAACCACCCAAAAACCACCUCAAGAAUUUCUCUGCCCCAUUUCUGGUUCUCUCAUGUCCGACCCUGUAAUUGUCUCCUCCGGCCAUUCCUUCGACCGAACCUCAAUCCAAGCCUGUAAAAAUCUCAACUUUACCCCUCAGCUCCAAGAUGGCACCACCCCCAAUUUCACAACCCUAAUCCCAAAUCUCAACCUCAAAUCCUCAAUUCUCAAAUGGACCCAAUCCCAAUCCAAAUUCCAAACCCAAACCAACCAAAAUCUCACCACAACUGAAAACCUCGUACGUACGUUAAUGUCCUCAAAAAAACAUCAACAACCCCCAAACGACAUCGUAUCAGUGAAAAACGACCAAGAAAAAGAAACACUACAAAUCCCAAUCUUAACACCACGAAAAACCUCGUACUCGAGCUCAGAGGAAUCCAUAGCUACUGCCACGUCAUCAUCAUCGACAACAACACCAAAAUUUCAAAGCUACUGUUACUCUUCACCUUCCUCUUCCGAAAUUGAACCUUCAACAUCACCAGAAGAAGAAGAAUUCGUGGCCAAGCUCAGAAACCCUCAAUCGAUUAUAGUAGAAGAAGCUCUAAUCUCUCUCAGAAAAGUCACGAAAACGAAAGAGGAAUCUAGGGUUCAACUCUGCACCAAUAGGAUACUCUGUUCUUUGCGUUCUUUGAUUUUAUCCAAAAACGACGUCGUAAGAGUCAACGCUCUUGCUUCAUUAGUCAAUAUUUCACUAGAGAAAGUCAACAAAGUGAAGAUCGUACGGUCGGGAAUUGUUCCACCGUUGAUUGAGAUUUUGAAAUUUGGAUCCUGUGAAUCGCAGGAACAUGCUUCGUGUGUGCUCUUUAGUUUAGCGCUUGAUGAUGAUAAUAAAACUGCGAUUGGUGUUUUGGGUGCUCUUUUGCCUUUGCUUCACGCGCUUAAGUCGGAGAGUGAGAAGACGCGUCAUGACUCGAGUUUGGCUCUUUGUCAUUUGUCUUUAGUGAAGAGUAAUAGGGUUAAGAUGGUUAAACUCGGGUUUGUUUCGGUUCUUUUGGGAAUGGUUAAGUCGGGUUAUAUGAUGGAUCGGGUUUUGUUGAUUUUGGGUAAUUUGGGGUUUGGGCCGGAUGGUCGGGCUGCGAUGUUGGAUGCGGGUGUUGUGGAGUGUUUGGUGGGUUUGUUGGAUGGAACUGAGUUGGAUUCUGAGUCAACUCGAGAGAGAUGUGUUGGGAUUUUGUAUAUACUAAGUCAUGGCGGGUUGAGGUUUAAGGCGGUGGCGAAAGAGAUUAGGGUUGUGGAAAUGUUGCAAAAGAUGGAGAAAAUGAAGAGUGAAAAAGCUAAUGAGAAGGUGAAGAGGAUAUUGGAAAUUAUGAGUGAGAAGGAGAUGGAGGAGGAAGAGGUGGAUUGGGAGGAGUUGCUUGACUCGGGGUUCAGUGGUCGAACUAUGAGUCGACUCAGUAAUGGGUUGGACGAGUCAAAUGUUAACUCGAAUGAGUUUUGAAUACAUAUGGAAUUUUUUGUUUGAAGUAUUUUUUAAUGUAAUUAUUAGUUUUUGGUUUUUUCUUUAUCAUGUCAAAGUUGUUGAUGUUCAAUUGGGUAUAAAAUGGAACUCAUGCAAUUUUUCCAUUGUUUUCUUAAUUUGAAGUUGAGUGGAGUAUAGGAAAACGGAAAGACUCUUUUUAAUUGAAGUCAUUUUUUUUACUUUUUAUUUGGUUUGUGUAUAGAGAAGGAAGAAUCUAUGGAUUAUUAGUUGUAAAGAGAAAUUAGGAAGAUAAUGUUGUUUUUGGUGGAAUAAAAGAAGAUGGAGAUUAAUAAAGUUGUAAUUUUUUGGAGCAGAAAGUGCCAAGGGGUUGUUGGUGCAUAUGCUUAUGCUACCACUUUAUUCCUACACUUACUACAUGUUCUAGCUGGUUAUGCUUCCUUUUCAUGUCUAAAUUUUCUUUUUCAAUUCUUUUGCACUUAAAUUUUAGUAUGUGAGCUGAAUAAUUAAAGUUCAAAUUA